Molecule: messenger RNA, 1602 nt
Organism: Symbiodinium sp. CCMP2592
Lineage: Eukaryota; Dinophyceae; Suessiales; Symbiodiniaceae
Source: the annotation of a GenBank genome assembly
AUGAGCGGUGGUCCUCACAUGACCAUGGAGCAGGUGGUCCGGACUUUCCAGCCCUGCAAACUCUACGAUGGCAUCAGUGAGCGCCAUGUGACUGUGGAGGUGGAUGGGGAAAUGGAAGAGGUGGAGAUUGACCCCAAGGAGGGGCCGAAGAUAUGGAAGCCGGAUGGCACACCCCCGGGCCCCAACGACUUCCACAAGCUGCCGAAGUUGUGCCGAUCACACCUCGACAUGUCUGCAGCGAACGGCCUCAACAAGGCAUCAAGAAACAGCCGCGAAAGUUCCUUGCUGAAGCUGGGAGAAGCGUUCGGUUUCACUCUGGUGAAGUUUGCGCACAACUCGAGGCUAUUGGCUGAAGGACUGCUUCGCGAAGCGGCGGCAUGCUGCGAGCGUGAAGCUGCGCUGUUCCCAAAGUGGUCCCAGCCUUGGUUCUUGCGCGGAUUUGUCCACGAUGUGGCACACGAGCACGAGCAGGUGGCCCAUUGCAUGCGGCGAGCCUUGGAGCUAGAUGCAAGCCGCGCGGACGCGUGGCUGUUCUUGGCCGAGUGCGAGUACCGCCGUGGCGAUUUCGAAGGUGCUUUCCAUGCCUUCGACGAGGUUUGCCGAUUAGACCCAGACGGCCCAGCAGCACAGCAGGCCAUUGCUGACCAAGCCCUUCUUCGGCGAAACCUCCGUUGCGUCAUCGUCCAGCGGAAUGUCUGGCAGCUGGAGACGGCACGAGCCCUCCACAAUGGCUCAGGAGGCCCCAACGGUCGAAGAGCCUCGCCUGCGGUCCGAUUGUGGGAUGCCGCCUUGCCGGAGGAGCUUUUCGGGCUGGUCAGAGAGAGUGUGGACGACCUUUGUGUGUGGCGGACAAAGAGCCCAGCAAAAAUGAACACGUUCUGGCUGGAUCGGAGCUCAGAGCCGAGGACGGCUGCAGAGGUGGCAGGAAGAGCGCUGCUGAGGCUGCUGGGCCAGGACCACCAGCAAUAUCGAGGCAUCGAGUGGUGGUGUCGCAACCAGGCGGCGCAGAUGGGCGCUCAUUUCCACUACGAUACUGCUGUCUCCGGCUGCGAAGGGGCAGCGGCCUCGUCAGAGUCCCUUCGCCCAACGCUUUCCAGCGUGCUCUACCUUGGGGAUGUGGGUGGCCCCACCAUGAUCCUCAACCAGGUGGCCUCUUCGCAAGCCAAGCUUUCUCCUCCAAUGCCGGACAGGGGUUGGACAGUCGCGACACGACGGAACAGAUGGUUGGUCUUCCCUGGUAAUCUUUUCCACGGCGCAGUGUCAUUUGGUGCCAACGAGGCCCAGCCGUCUGCACCUCGCUUUGUGAUUCUGUUCAACUUUUGGGCGGAAUACCGCCCGGCGGCACCGUCAUGCCAAGUCCCUAACUUCCAGGACUACCGGCCUGUUUGCAGCAUAUCGCCGACCGCAUGCCACCUCCUGCCGGACAGUCGCAUCGAGGAGCUGCAGAGACUCGUCCAGGUGCAAAGGAGUGCGACAGAGGUUCAUCCAUCGGAGCUUUGUACUGCCAAGGAGAUGCCCCAAUCGGUUCUCAUGGAAGAUUUUCCUUGUGGCUUGCCACUACCCGUCCGGGAGGCAAGAAGGAGAGUGCAAUACUUGUCUUGA